AUGAAGCCCCCACAUGCACGCAGUCGCGGCGAAGGGCAAGGCAAGAUGACCAUGACGGCGAGCGCUACGCCGAGGUUGGCUGAGGUGGUACUGCGCGGGGGCAGCUACGCGAGUGCAGAGGAGACGGUGAGCGAGAUGAUCAAGCGCAGGAAGGAGCUGCAGAAAGCUUUCGCGGCUGGCGACGUGGCGAAGCUCAUGGGCGCGCGCCGCCGCAUGGAGGGUCACGAACGCGGUCACACCCGCGGAGGACCGCGAGGCUCCUUGCCAAGGGCACGCACGGAGCAACAGUGCAUCGCUGCUGGGGAUGUUGAGGGCAUGCUCCGCGUCAUGGACGACCUCCUCGUGAUCACCCAGACGCUGGACCCGCUGUCGCACAAGUUCCUGCCGCACAAGGCUAACGAUCUGAACGAGAAGCUGUCGAAGGAGGUGAAGGUGAUGAAGGCGACGGAGGUGAACCCUAUCUGCACGGCUGCCGUGUGGGCACUGUACAUCACGGAGGUGGCCAAGGAGGACAGCUCGGUCACCUACUACAAGGUGGAAGUGGCGAUCGCGGUGCUGCGUGCCUCAAAGCUGGCGCAUUAG
Molecule: messenger RNA, 582 nt
Organism: Phytophthora sojae
Lineage: Eukaryota; Oomycota; Peronosporomycetes; Peronosporales; Peronosporaceae
Exons: 5
Coding region: 1-582 (193 amino acids)
Source: RefSeq, a predicted model, not a curated record